Molecule: messenger RNA, 1836 nt
Organism: Paramecium pentaurelia
Lineage: Eukaryota; Ciliophora; Oligohymenophorea; Peniculida; Parameciidae
Source: the annotation of a GenBank genome assembly
AUGUUUCAAGAAUUUUUACAAGAAUUGGGUUCUCUAAAAAUUACAGAGCUUUCCUUCACAUUUCGAAAUUAAUUCAAAAUUAAAGAAAACUUCAUCAACCCUAAUAGUAAACAUUUUGAUUCGAUUGCUCAAAAGUAUACUAUUAUUAUUAUGAAAUUAUUAUAGAUUAUUGUCUGAAGAAAAAGCAAGUAUUAAACGUAAAUGGGACAAAUAAUGUAAAAUGAUGUUCAUUUGGAUAUUGGGAAAAUUCUUUUAAUUGAAAAAUAAGAAAACAAUCAAUCCUACUCAAGAAGAAUGGGGAUAAUUAUCAAAUAUUCUAAAAAUAGAUGAAGUCACUCUAAAAUAAAGAUGGAUUACUCUUAUUAAUCCAGUAUCUAAGAGUAUUAAUUGGGAUCCAGAAGAAGAUGAAAUCAUUCGAUCGCUUAUGAAGUAUUCAAUAUUCGUAUUUGUAAUAAAGUGAAUAGGAUGAAAAACAUAUAUGGACACAUAUAGCUUUAGAAUUGUAUAAUUAAAACAAUGGACAAUACAUCAGAACUCCAAAAUAGGUUAGAGAAAGAUGGAUGAAUUAUUUAAAUCCAAAACUUAAAAAGUAUAAAUGAGAAUUUAACAAAUUAAUAGAACUAAUUGGAAUUAAUAAGAAGAUCUUUAAUUAUUAAAUAUGGUUGUUAAGAAUGGAAAGAGAUGGUCAUUAAUAUCCAGUCUUUUGGAUGGUAGAACAGAAAAUCAAGUUAAAAAUAGGUAAUCAUUUUAUAUAUUUUAAAUAGAUUUAAGAGUUUAAUCCAAAAAAUAUACAAAGAUGAAGAUGAUGAUGAUAUAGAAGAAUUAGAAGCUAUCAAAGAGUAUUUAAAUAAAUAAAAUGUAUAACAAAUCUAGGAACCAUAAAAAGAAGAAUCUCAAAUUAGAAUGACUUAUUUGAGAUAAGUUAAAUCUAAAACUAAUCUAAAAUAAUUUAAUAAAAUUGAAGAACUAGAAGUAUUAACAAAAAAAAGAAAGGCUAUAAAAGAUGUAUUAUAAAUUGAUGAAUAAGUGAAUGUAAAUUCAUCAAAGGAUUUAUAAUUUACAUCAAAAUAAUAGAAUAAUAAAGUAAAAGUAGAAGAAAAUAGACAAGAUAUAUAAGUAGAACCAUAAUAAUAAUAAUAAAUUUUAUUUGAACAAUAAUAAAAGAUGUAAUAAUAUUUCUAAUCCUAAUUAUUAAAUGAAAAUAAUAAAAAAGAUCUCUCAACUCCUAACACUUUAUAUUAUAAUAUUUAACCAUCCUUUUAAAAAAUAGAAGAAUUAAAAAAUGAUUAAUUUGCAUUUAAAUAAGUAUAAUAAUCUCCUAUUUAAUAAUCCAAUUAAUAUUUAUAUUAAGGAUAUAGAACUUAUUAAGAAGAAAUGUAAUAAUAAUUUUAAUAAACUCCUGUGUAAAUGUUGAUGGGAUAAUAUUUUAAGAAUUAUCACUAAAAUUACAAUUUAAUUUCUCCUUUCCCAUAAGUUAAUUAAACUCCUAUGGUUUACACUCCUGCCUAAGCUAUGUAUAUUUAUAAUAAUAAUAAUCCUUAUAAUAUGGGUGUUUCACCUCUUUUGAUUAGAAGUCCAUAUCCUGAGAAUUUAUCACCAAAUAUUGCUCCAUAAUAGUAAUAACUUUAGGGUAUUUGGUAAAACCCUCAAUAAACAUCGAUGGAGUAUUUACAGAAUGAAUAAAAGUUAUCUAUGGUAAGAAUAUUUAUAUAUUAAUUUUAGAAUAAAUUAGAAUUUCUAUAAUCUAAUAACUUAGUUGAUAAAUGGAAAUAGAAAAGAGUAAAUGAAAAGUAGAAUACUUCAUUUCAAGAAUCCUUUUAAUCACUUGAUUAAUGA